AUGUUUCUGCUUGGCAAAGGGAUACCCGAGCACAUCACAAAUCUGCCCGAGCGAGUUUUGAAGACGCCAUUUGGCCAGAUGCUGAGGCCUCAGAUCGACGCCAGCAUGCGAUCUAUCACCCAAGCAGAGGUUCCACAGCAGAACAGACCAGCUGCAGCGAAUGCAGCGAACACUUCCAACGGCAGUCUCAACACAUCAUUAUCAUCGCAUCCACAUCUGACAGUUAAAGUCCCCACGUUGGAGCACGGGUCACAAAGACCGAUCACUUAUGCAAAAGUACCACCUCUGGACAAGUUGAUGGCGAAGCUCGGCGAUGCAUCAAAACAGACUGAUCUGGCUGCCCUCAAGAGUUUCGUUGAAAAGCGAUCAGAAGAUCCGAAGAUUGCGCUGCCAAAUCUGUCCGACGUUGCUCGCACCUUCCAAUCCGAUAUCCUCAAGCUGCCGGUUGAAUUACAAUUCGCAGCAGUCGAUCUACUCCGCUGUUCCAUGAUCGACCCGAGAGUGAGUGGCUACUUUGCCGAAGAGCAGCAGCCCAGAACCGUGCCUGUCCUAAUAAAGCAUGUGCUGAAUCUGAAGGAAUGUCCUCACAACCUCCGCUUGGUGACACUACAUCUGGCGUGCAAUGUCUUUGCUUCCCCGCUAUACGUUAAGGAGUUGAUGGAAAGCGAAGAUUCAACUCUGUCGACAUUCAUCGACUUAAUAACGUCGUCAUUAUUAGACGCCUCUCAUCCCACAACACGAGUCGCAGCAGCGUCACUCGCAUUCAAUCUCGCCGUAGCGAACUAUCGUGUGCGGAGGGAGCAGGGCCAGGAAGGCCUGAGUGAAGGCGAACAGGUCGAGCUGGCGGCGAGUCUGCUGGAGGCUGUUAGCGAUGAAAAGAACGAAGACGCAGCGAAAGCUGUUUUGACGGCGUUUGGGUAUCUGGUCUACUGCUCAGAUCCGAACGGUGAGCUGGCUGAUGUAUGCGAAGCGAUGGAUGCCAAGCAUACGCUGAGGAAAAUGAAGGUGUCAGAAGGCAUGGCGAAUGAGAUAUCGAGUCUGCUAUGA
Molecule: messenger RNA, 1047 nt
Organism: Pseudocercospora fijiensis CIRAD86
Lineage: Eukaryota; Fungi; Ascomycota; Dothideomycetes; Mycosphaerellales; Mycosphaerellaceae
Exons: 1
Coding region: 1-1047 (348 amino acids)
Molecular function (GO): peptidase activity
Source: RefSeq, a predicted model, not a curated record